AUGGUACCAGUCUACCGGAUUUUCAUCGUUGUCGCAGUCAGUCUGCUUGUGUUCACUGUGACUGCGCCUUCUCAAGAAUCUGUCAGGGAAAAGGCGUCUGGAGAAAAACCUACCACCAAGGAGCCUGAGGAACAAACUACUGCCUUGCACUCUGAGGACCCCUCUGAUAAACCUCAGGCAGCUGUACGGCCAGUAGAGCUGACAAGCAACAAAUCGGAAACUGUGGGAGUAUCAGAAGUAUCCAAAGAGGAUCAAGGUGGGAAAUGGGUCUUUAUUACUAACGAGGAACUUAUGACUAUUUUGCAAAACAUGACCAGAAUGGACGAAAACUCCCCAGCUGCCGUUAAGUUUGAGGGAACAUCUGGCACUGAGGAAACGCCAACCGAGUCAAACAAGAAGGCGGAUGAAGAGCAGACCUCUGUGAAAACCACAAAAGCAACCGUGCAACCAGAAUAA
Opisthorchis viverrini is the source of this 456-nucleotide messenger RNA. RefSeq lists its product as hypothetical. The transcript has a single exon. Bases 1 to 456 code for a protein of 151 amino acids. NCBI's taxonomy places the organism in Eukaryota, Metazoa, Platyhelminthes, Trematoda, Opisthorchiida, Opisthorchiidae. The record is from RefSeq and is a predicted model, not a curated record.